GUUAUACCUUGUAAAGAAAAGGCAAUCACAAUGUCGCAACGCUCCAACGGCCCGUAUCAACUCAUCUACUGGCCUGAGAUACCCGGCCGUGGAGAAUUCAUACGACUGGCCUUAGAGGAAGCCGGGGCCGACUAUACCGACACUGCACACGAAGAAGAUGGAAUUAACACCGUACUAUCACUCAUUGAUAAGAACUACGAGGGCGAUCAGUCUGGCCCUCCACCGUUCGCACCGCCCAUUCUCAAGCAUGGUGAUCUGCGGAUCAGCCAGACACCCAAUAUUCUGCUCUACCUGGCCCCGCGGCUCGGUCUGACGCCAGAUGGUGACGCCAUCUAUCAAGUCAACUCGCUCGCUCUCACGGCCCUGGAUGGACUUAGUAAUGAGCCUCACGAUACGCACCACCCCAUUGCCCCGGAACUCUACUAUGAGGAUCAAUUGGAGGAGAGCAAGCGGAGGUCGGAGUCCUACCGGAAGAAUCGUCUGCCCAAGUUCCUCUCCUACUUCGAGCGGGUGUUGAAGCCCCAGGCGGCACAGGGCCGUCCGUGGCUGUAUGGCACGACGUUGACAUAUGCGGACCUUGUUCUUUUCCAGGGCAUUGAUGGUCUCAAGUUUGCAUUCCCUCGAGCACUUAACCGACUAGAAAAGUCGGGUGAAUAUGCGAAUGUGUUCAAGCUCUACGAAGCUGUAAAGAACCGGCCUCGCAUCAAGGAGUAUCUCGCAAGUGACAGGAGACAGAAAUACUCGCUGGGUAUCUAUCGACACUAUCCGGAAUUGGAUGAUACCGAGUAGAUGCCUGAUCUAUAUCUACUAUCUAUUGGCACGAGGUACCUUUAACGUAUGGCGCGUUAGUACAUGAGACCUAUAGCUGGGAUAACGAACAUUAUCAUGCAAACUCCCCAGUAAACCGCAUGCGUGUAUAUACAGGUACGGUCUAGUAUGAUGUCUUUACUCCAGGCGACUUCGAGGUCAUACCCAUGCCUUUAUGCUAUAGCAAACAGUAACAGGCUUCUCAGUGCGGUUCAGAUAGGAAAUUCAUAAGAGU
Messenger RNA from Aspergillus nomiae NRRL 13137, 1042 nucleotides. RefSeq names its product glutathione S-transferase. The transcript is spliced from 2 exons. Gene Ontology annotation, biological process: glutathione metabolic process. The record is from RefSeq and is a predicted model, not a curated record. Gene Ontology annotation, molecular function: glutathione transferase activity. The coding region runs from base 31 to 789 and encodes 252 amino acids. NCBI's taxonomy places the organism in Eukaryota, Fungi, Ascomycota, Eurotiomycetes, Eurotiales, Aspergillaceae.